Trichomonas vaginalis G3 is the source of this 474-nucleotide messenger RNA. RefSeq lists its product as uncharacterized. The transcript has a single exon. Bases 1 to 474 code for a protein of 157 amino acids. NCBI's taxonomy places the organism in Eukaryota, Parabasalia, Trichomonadida, Trichomonadidae. The record is from RefSeq and is a predicted model, not a curated record.
AUGUCUGGGAAAUCUAUUGUACGUGUUACAUCUCAUCGAGCUGAUAAUAACAAAUUAUAUUAUCGUAUUCAAUGUAAUGAUAAUACAUUUCUCUGGGUUACUCCAAACUCCAUAAAUGAUGAAACAAAUAAAUUAUUUGUAAGAUACUUUUAUAAUGACGAUCAUGAACUCAAAGAUAUAGUAACUCAGACAGAUCCCGUUGAUGAUGAUUUAUUUUUAAAUCGAGAAGACAAAGAUAAACCAGAAUUAGUUGACAUUUUUAAUGACUUCCCUGAAUUUGAAGAGCAAGAACAUCAUGCAACGAACUACAUUGUUGUAAAUUCUGUUACAAAACUUGAUGAAAAGUCAGAAUACAUGUGUUAUUAUCAUUAUCUUGGUGAAACAACUAUGAUGUCAUGCACUCUUACAAGAGCUAAGAAUAUAUUCCCAAGGGAGCUUGCAACUUUUCUUCUAACACUUGCAAUACGAAAAUAA